This is a messenger RNA of Mytilus trossulus (common blue mussel), 1053 nucleotides long. RefSeq names its product plexin-B2-like. The transcript is spliced from 7 exons. Gene Ontology annotation, biological process: regulation of cell migration; semaphorin-plexin signaling pathway involved in axon guidance. The coding region runs from base 1 to 1053 and encodes 350 amino acids. The record is from RefSeq and is a predicted model, not a curated record. Gene Ontology annotation, molecular function: semaphorin receptor activity. NCBI's taxonomy places the organism in Eukaryota, Metazoa, Mollusca, Bivalvia, Mytilida, Mytilidae. Gene Ontology annotation, cellular component: semaphorin receptor complex; plasma membrane.
AUGUCAGAAAAAGAUUACGAUUGUGAGUUUGAGGCUUUUCAAUUUGGAACAGGCGAGAUUUACCAAUACUUUGAACAUUUAAUUGGUUAUCAAAGGGACCAGGAUUAUAAUUUAAAAAUCCCAUGUGAUGUUAAAUUAGAUAUCCAAGCUGUCUGUCAAACUCCCGAAAAGAAACAAAAUGAGUCCGAUGUCCAAUCUGUCCGUGUAUAUUUUGAUGGAUUGACUGCAACAGUUGAUAUUGAAUAUGUUGAUGAUCCACAGUUCAACAAUUUUAAAAGUAUACUUGAGUAUGAUAAGGAAUCACCUAUUAAGAUUACGGGUACCAAUAUAUUACAUGGAGCAAUAUCUGAUGAUUACUCUAUCCAUGUUGGAUUAGAUGGUAAAUGUAUAAUAAAAGAUAUCAGUAUGGCAUAUAUUGUCUGCUUGCCACCUACGUUCACACCGAGGACAAAUGAAACAGAUGAACAUACAGUUUUUGUUGUUGUUGAAGUCGGUAGAAUUAAGGCAUACAUUGGCAAAAUACGAUACAACGUGGACAUCGAAAUAUUAGCUAUAAUAGUAGGAUUGUUAGCCGCAGCUUUUGUCACAGCUGUUGUUGUGGGAAUAUUUACUGUGUUCAUUAUGAAAAAGAAAAAGAGGAAAGUCAUAAAGGAAUUCAAGCUGGAAUUAUUGACACGUGAGGAAAUGAUACGAAAAGCCAGUAGAGAAGAAUUUGCUGAUGCUCAGAUGACAAUGAGAGAGAUAAAAUCUGAUUUAGUUACAUCUAGGGUUCCUUUCAGGGACUACCAAUCGUAUGUUCUAUAUCAGCUGUUCCCAAACCAAGAUAUAGAAACGAACCCGUUACUUCACGACUCGAAGGUAACGGAUAACCAGGAACCUAAAAUGAAAAUUGCAUUGGAGAAAUUUGACCAGCUAUUAAACAAUAAACUCUUUUUAAAGACUCUCAUCCAAACAUUAGAUCGCAAAAAUAUGCUAACAAUGCAGGAAAAGGCGCAUUUUUCAUCUGUUUUGUCGAUAGCAUUGCUAGGAAACAUGAGACUGCUGUUUGAGUAA